UUUUCUCCUCCUCGCCAGGGGAGUACCGCUUUCAUUCUUUCCAACUCCCGAUUCCAGUCAGCAAUAUCGGUUCUUGAGAUUAGUACAAUGAUGGUAGCCUCGAGUCCCGCGGCGGUCGCCCUCCUCAUCGCUUGGUUCAUGACCGCCUCAGUCAGUUCCAAAUUAACGCCCAUUUUCAGGGCAGCAGAGGCGUACAAAGGACUCAGCGCCGACCAGAAAAUGUGCGCUGUCGACGACACAUAUUCGGCAGCAUACAAAACGCGAUGUGACGACAAGGCGUGCUUCUGUGCCAACCCCCAAUUCAUCUCGGACACGGUCGACCAGUGUCUGAUAUUCUAUGCGGAUUUCCUCGUCGCGAGGCCAGAAGUGUACUCGACCGAGAACUACAACAGCAUCAUGAUGUUCUUUGGAAACGAGUGUGGGACGUUCCAAGUCCAGACGAAGACAGUGGCGACUCAGUCGAUCACGUACACCUCAACGCUCGUUCAGACCAAGACACAGCCUGGUGGCGGUGCGGCAACCGUCACUGGUGCCGUGAAUUCUGGAUCGGGGACCAGCUCAGGUACGGCGAACAACCAGGGAGGCACGAGGAACACUCAGGGAGAGCAGCCUCAGGAUGGCGGUGGUCUUAGCAUCGGCGCAUGGAUUGGCAUCGCCGCCAGUAUUCUGGGCGGCAUCGCUGCACUGGUGUCUAUUUGGUACAAGUGUCGCAGGAAGUAGUCUCCUUACAUGUACGAGUCUGAUCUUCUUUGGCGCAACCAGGAGUUACUAGAUCAAGCGGGAAAGCGGUUGUGUCCCCACGAGAACAAAACAUGAAGUAAUGAACAGAGACACAAUCUUUCUUUGUCUUCGAGUCACAGUUCUAACACCUCAAUGCCGGAAACCACAUCCCUCGCAGCUUCCAUCUUCCUGCGUGUUAAUGUCAA
Molecule: messenger RNA, 926 nt
Organism: Parathielavia appendiculata
Lineage: Eukaryota; Fungi; Ascomycota; Sordariomycetes; Sordariales; Chaetomiaceae
Exons: 3
Coding region: 88-720 (210 amino acids)
Source: RefSeq, a predicted model, not a curated record